AUGGGUAUUAAUGGUUUACUUCCAUUCCUAAAGAAAAUACAUUCUCCAGUGAAUAUUUCUCAGUUUGCAGGUUGUACAGUAGCCAUUGAUGCUUACUGUUGGCUUCACAAGGGAGCCUUCUCUUGUGCGGAAAAAUUAGCCCUUGGAGAACCUACAGAUCAGUACAUAUACUAUUGUCUAAAAUAUGUUAAUUAUCUACUUGAGAAGGGGUUAAAACCCAUUCUAGUGUUUGAUGGUUGUCAUCUUCCCUCGAAGAAAGAUGUUGAAACAUCCAGAAGAGAACGAAGAGAGGUUUAUCGUAAGAAAGCAGCGCAGUUUCUUCGUGAAGGUCAGCGAGCUGAAGCUAGGGAAUGUCUUCAGAGAUGCAUAGAUGUCACUUCAGAAAUGGCGAGGAAACUCAUAGAGGCCUGCAGAAAGAAAGGUGUUGACUGCAUUGUUGCCCCUUAUGAAGCUGAUGCACAACUUGCUUACUUAAGUAAAUCUGGAAUUGCACAGUUGAUUGUGACUGAGGACUCUGAUUUAUUACUCUUUGGCUGUGAUAAGAUUAUCUUCAAGAUGGACUUUUUUGGUAAUGGUGUUUUGAUAGAGUCAGAUCGAUUGAAUGAAGUCCUAGCAUUCCAAGAUGGCCGUUAUACAUUUGAUAAAUUUCGACAAAUGUGUAUCCUGUCCGGUUGUGAUUAUCUUCCUUCUUUGCCGGGUAUUGGACUGGCAACUGCUUGUAAAGCUUUUAAGAUAGCACGCCAAGCUGAUCUCAGGCAGUUUCUCCGGAAACUUCCAAUUUACCUUAAAAAAAGUUUUGCUGUGCCAGAUGACUACAUUGAUGCAUUUAUAUGUGCUGAAAAUACAUUCCUUUAUCAAUUGGUCUUUGAUCCUUUGAAUAGAAGACUUGCUCCAUUGAAUCCUUAUCCUGAGAAUGUUUCAGCUGCGGACUUUGAAUAUGCUGGGCCCUACUUACCAAAUUCCAAAGCAUUAAACAUUGCUUUAGGAAAUAUUGAUCUCUACACAAAAGAGAAAGUGGCCAAUUUUAAUCCAGAUACUGACAUGUUUGCAGGAAAAAAAAAAAAAAGCCUGUCAUUUUUCGCAGAAAUUAACCAAUCUCAAAAAUUCUGUGGUUUGUCUGUAUAA
This is a messenger RNA of Acanthosepion pharaonis, 1125 nucleotides long. The record is from the annotation of a GenBank genome assembly. NCBI's taxonomy places the organism in Eukaryota, Metazoa, Mollusca, Cephalopoda, Sepiida, Sepiidae.